AUGAAUGUUCAUAAACUGUGGGAGUACAAGGAAUACGUAAACGUCAACGGAAAAAUGCUGAGCAAUGAACUGAUAUCUCUCUUAGAAAACUCACUCACUCUCCUUCAAGCUGAGAAUCAUUUCACUCACAUUCAGUACUGGGGUCAACUGUUCGCAGUAGACGCCGAUUAUCACAUAGCAGUUGGCAUAAAUAAGGAUGCAAUCGCAGACAGAAAAUACUAUUACACAACUGACUUUAAAUUCUGGGGCUUGCUGCCCAAAGCGAAAAAGAAAUACAAGCAUCUGUCAUUACUAACAACCUUUCCUUUCCGAGGAGAUCCAGCUUUGAAGAUCAAAGUGUUGGAUGAGGCAUUAGAAGAAAAUAAUCCAGACAGGUGUCAAUUUAUGAAAGAGGAGAGUAGGCUCGCUGCAACUAUUAGUAAUAUAUGUGAGGAGGCCGAGAUAUGUGCAAGGGGACAGCUCAUAAAACACCCGGAUGGUACAAUCGUAAUAAAUCCCAAUUACUACGGACUGACUGCGUCUGAAGCGAAGCAUCUCAAGUCGUAUCUCCACAUCCGUCCACCUCAACACCGCUGGAACACCAAUCUCCUAACCAGACCGGAUUAUAACUACAGCAUGGAUUUCUUAGAUUCCAUCGAUCAAGAUAUACCGAAUGGCUGUUGGAACUUGUCACUCGAGCAGAAUGGGAGUAUAGUUUAUUUAAAGAGUCUGUACUGGCCUGGAAUGAUGUUUUUCCAUAAAGUUCAAACGCCUAACUGCGGUUUCUUAUACGUGGGCAAUGGAAGGAAAAAUUUAGAUGUACCAUUUUUGUUGUAA
Melitaea cinxia (Glanville fritillary) is the source of this 816-nucleotide messenger RNA. It is a transcript of the gene Rsph9, whose product is annotated as radial spoke head protein 9 homolog. The record is from RefSeq and is a predicted model, not a curated record. Gene Ontology annotation, biological process: motile cilium assembly; axoneme assembly; cilium movement involved in cell motility. Bases 1 to 816 code for a protein of 271 amino acids. Lineage: Eukaryota; Metazoa; Arthropoda; Insecta; Lepidoptera; Nymphalidae. The transcript has a single exon. Gene Ontology annotation, cellular component: axoneme.